This is a messenger RNA of Colletotrichum scovillei, 2188 nucleotides long. RefSeq names its product guanine nucleotide-binding protein alpha-2 subunit. Gene Ontology annotation, cellular component: heterotrimeric G-protein complex. The record is from RefSeq and is a predicted model, not a curated record. The transcript is spliced from 5 exons. Gene Ontology annotation, molecular function: GTPase activity; GTP binding; G protein-coupled receptor binding. Gene Ontology annotation, biological process: G protein-coupled receptor signaling pathway. Lineage: Eukaryota; Fungi; Ascomycota; Sordariomycetes; Glomerellales; Glomerellaceae. The coding region runs from base 768 to 1751 and encodes 327 amino acids.
CUCACCGGGCGUCCGCUACGAACGCCCCAAGAGUCUUAGCGGUUUUGUUUUUCUCUAACCUGCCAGCGGGAUCAAGAACAAAACCGACAAAAGCUUCCUCCGCCCACUCCCGCCCGUCCCAUUCCUCAAACCUGGACCUCCAAAAGGUGCACAGCCAGAGACAGGCACGCCGCAGAGCACCGCACCACACCACACCACACCGCACCGCACUUCAUAUCUACGGGCAGGCAUUGCAUUUCGAUUCUUCUACCCACGCCAUCCGUCCUCGCCGUCGCUCCCGUCGCCUUGUUGUCUCGACUCGACUUCCAAUCUCUCUUUCCCCCCAUCCUCCCCGCCUUGCGCCUUGCGCUUCACCUGCGUCACGCUGAGAUUACGAUCCAAAUCGACCCUUUUUCUUCCAUCCCGGCCCGGUCAACCUCUCAUCGCUCUCCUCUUCAUCUCUUCGUCUGAUCUUGCCGACCUUCAACGCCCUCGGACCAUUGCGAGACCGUUCCAAUCCCACCUGGACCUCGACGCGAAUUCCUCCAAGAACCCUCCUCCCCGGAACUAGCUGCUCGCAUUUCUUCUUCCACCUCGUUUUCGCCUUAGACCGUUACCAUCUCCACCGGUCCGCCUCAUUGAUUGUUUCUCGGUUUCUGCCCACAGUUUUUGAUUACCGACUGAACGCGUUACUUUCUUUUCUUUUUUCCCCCAACACUUGUUCAGCGUCACCGCGCCGGCUCCUUCGUGCACCCAAAUUAUUCGGCGAUAAACGUCCCUACACCAAUAUGUGUUUCGGGGCUCGAACAAAAGAUGACGGCGGUGGUGCUCGUUCGCGCGACCUCGACCGCAUGAUCCGACAAGAUGAGAAGCGCCUAUCGAAAGAAGUUAAGCUGUUGUUGCUGGGUGCCGGAGAAUCUGGAAAAUCCACUGUCCUCAAGCAAAUGAAGUUGAUUUACGCACAAGGUUUCAGCAAGAACGAAAAGCUCGAAUGGAAGCCGGUCGUGUUCAACAACAUUGUCCAAUCAUUCCGUUUGAUCCAAGAUGCCAUGACCGAGAUGGGAAUCGAGUUCAGCAACCCCGAAAAUGAGAAGCACAUGGCGCAUAUCCUGGUGGAACACGAGAUCAACGCCCAAGACCCUCUCCCGCGCGACUACCUGCAACCUGUCAAAGAACUCUGGGUCGAUAGUGGUGUCAAGCAGGCAGCAAAGGGCAACGAAUUUGUUACGAUCAAGACUGCGAACCACGGGAAUCACCGAAACGGUUUUGUUUUCGACCUGGGUCAACUGACAUACCGCAUGUUCGACGUCGGUGGCCAACGUUCAGAACGGAAGAAGUGGAUCCACUGCUUCGAAAAUGUCAAUUGCUUGCUCUUCCUUGUCGCCAUCAGCGGAUACGAUCAAUGUUUGGUCGAGGACAAGGACGGCAACCAAAUGAACGAAGCGCUCAUGCUCUGGGAGUCGAUUGCCAACUCGCACUGGUUCACGAAGUCUGCCCUUAUCCUCUUUCUGAACAAGAUGGAUCUCUUCAAGGAGAAGCUCCCUAACAACCCAAUCACGUCGCACGGUUUCACGGAUUAUCACGGUCCCGCCGAAGACUGGAAGUCUGCCAGCAAGUACUUCUUGGACAAGUUCCGCGCCCUCAACCGAAACACCGAGAAGGAAAUUUACGGACAUUUCACGAACGCCACUGAUACGAACCUGCUCAAGAUCACGAUGGGCUCGGUCCAGGAUAUGAUUAUCCAGCGCAACCUCAAGCAGCUGAUACUAUAAGGCAGAGCCAGCGAUAUUGGGUCACCAGGUGGCCUAAGAUUAUCCUCAACCCCCCACCCCACGGCAUGGAUGAAACAUGCCAACUCUAAUCGAUACCCGCGGUCUUUCCGGCUUUCCUAAGCUCAUCACGGCCCCGCCCGGCGGCGCUAGUCAUUCACGACGAUUGCCACUUUGUCGUAUAUUUGCGAUUACACGCCUAGGCCUCCCGGUCGCGAUACAUCAGCGAGUCCAUUGCGGACGCCGGCACCGAUAUGGAUGUAUAUUACUCCACUUCCUUUGUGUCUAAUUUCUCGUCAUCUAUUGUUCAUAUGCCGGCGUUGGUCUGAACAGAGAGUUUGGCAAAAAAUUGUGGCUGGAUCACUCGGCUAUUUUUUUGCAUAUCAUCAUCAUUACAGCGGUCGUUGGUACCGCGCAGCCGAGGCCAGUAGAAGAGCAGU